Molecule: messenger RNA, 1040 nt
Organism: Phalaenopsis equestris
Lineage: Eukaryota; Viridiplantae; Streptophyta; Magnoliopsida; Asparagales; Orchidaceae
Exons: 3
Coding region: 57-731 (224 amino acids)
Biological process (GO): tetrahydrobiopterin biosynthetic process
Cellular component (GO): plastid
Molecular function (GO): 4-alpha-hydroxytetrahydrobiopterin dehydratase activity
Source: RefSeq, a predicted model, not a curated record
AAUCGGAGCUCCCGGCCAACAAGAUAACUAGAUUCGAGUUUCUGCCAUCCGCUCCUAUGGCGUGCGCUUCUCUUUCUCUCUAUCCUUCCCUUAUCUGCUCCUGUUCCUUUGCUACAGACACGCUCGCUGCCGCCUCCUUCUAUUCCUCCUACUCGCCUUGUGCACCAUCCGUACAUUUCUUCUGCAGGAAAACGAGACGGAGCAAUCGCCGCCGUUUCAUCCGAUCCAUGGCGCCUGAUCUUCUCGGCGACUUCGGCGCCAGAGAUCCCUUUCCGGCCGAACUCGAGAGCAAUUUCUGCGAGAAGGUGGCGGGGAACGAGAACACCGAGCAUCGGAUCCUUAUCCCCAAUCUCUCCGUUUUAUCCCUAGCUCAGCGGAGUUGCGAGCCGGUUCAGUCCUCUCAACUCCCAUUGUAUAAGGAGGAUGCGAAGAAGCUUUUGAAGAAGGUUGUAGGUUGGAGACUGGUGGAGUCUGACAAAGGGAUGAAGAUUCAGUGCACAUGGCGUGUAAGGGAUUAUGGAUGUGGUAUUGAGCUGAUAAAUAGAAUAUAUGGAGCUUUGGAAGGUUCUGGACACUUCCCGGAUCUUCACUUGGAGAAACCUAAUCAGAUUAGGGUAGAGCUCUGGACCCCUAUAAUAGGUGGUCUGAGCUUGAAUGAUUUCAUUGUGGCUGCUAAGAUAGAUAUUGUCAAAACUAUAGAUCUCAUCCCGAAGAAGAGAGUAUGGGCCUGAUUUGUGUUUCCGAUUCAGAGUGUGGAACCAACCGUAGAAAGCCAUUUGUUUGGCCUUAAUUCUUUCUGGGGUUAUAUCUAUAAAAAUUUGAUGUAGAAAAUGUAAUAUAGACUUCCAGAUUUUUUGAUAUUAAAAAGUUGUCUAGUGCCAGUAGAGCACUGCGUGUUGAUUGCUACUAGAUAUUUGUAAGUUGCAACGUCUCAACUUGUUUGCUUUGAACUCCUAAUGAAUAAAAACAAAGAACAUUAACAUACAUACCACACAAUUCUUAUGCAUUUACAUAUCUGUCACCUAAACUUUAAUUUUUAC